UUUUCACAGCUUCUCUUCAAUGAUUCAAAGGAUUUAUUUGGAGAGAGAGAGAGAGAGAAAAGCAGUUGUGAAAAGAAACAUAUAAGAAGAAUCGUGAACAGUCUUGAACGUGGCCUUUAAUUAUAAACCAAUACGACACUGUUUCAAUUAUUGAGCUCUUUUUUUUUUCAGUUAAUUAAUUCAAUUUCUUUUUUUAAAGAAAAAAUUUCAACUCUCUCCCCUUUCUUUGUGAGAAAAGUUGGGACUUUCAUUCAUGUGGUGAUGAUGGAGAUUUCUACCAAGUCAAGAACUUUGCUUAAGGUCAUCUUUCUUGGUGAUAGUGGGGUGGGAAAGACAUCUUUGAUGAACCAAUAUGUAUACAAAAAGUUCAGUGAACAAUAUAAAGCCACAAUAGGUGCAGAUUUUGUUACCAAGGAAUUGCAGAUUGAUGAUAAAGUGGUGACCUUGCAAAUCUGGGAUACAGCAGGUCAAGAAAGAUUUCAGAGUCUGGGGGCUGCAUUUUAUAGAGGUGCAGAUUGUUGCAUUCUAAUAUAUGAUGUUAAUGUACAAAAAUCAUUUGAGUCACUUCAAAAUUGGCAUGAAGAGUUUAUCAAACAGGCAGAUCCAAUCAAUCCCGAAACUUUUCCAUUUAUUGUAAUUGGAAAUAAGAUUGAUAUGGAGGGUGAACAUGGGAGAGCGGUGUCUGAGAGAAAAGCUAGAGAAUGGUGUGCUUCGAGGGAAAAUAUACCUUACUUCGAGACCUCUGCAAAACUCAACUACAACAUCGAUGAAGCAUUCCUAUGCAUCGCAAACUUGGCACUUGACAAUCAAGGACAACAACAAACGUAAUUAUUAAUUUUAAAUCAUUUUAUCAAAGCUAAUUCACU
This is a messenger RNA of Carica papaya (papaya), 866 nucleotides long. NCBI's taxonomy places the organism in Eukaryota, Viridiplantae, Streptophyta, Magnoliopsida, Brassicales, Caricaceae. The record is from RefSeq and is a predicted model, not a curated record.